UCUGUAUUUUUAGAACCUGAGUCACCAACAUUGGUCGAGAGCAUAAUUAAUACAUUUAUACCGUCUGGAGAUCAACAACCACAGCCACAGCCACAGCCAACGCCUAACUACAAUUAUGGUUCCUGUCAACCGUCUCCAUCUAAAACAUCCGCGCCCGGAUUCGUCUGCAAAGGUCAACUGUUAUUCGAAGACAAUUUCAGCAGCACACUCCAGGACGGACAGAUAUGGACACCAGAAGUUAAGAUACCUUUACAACCGGAUUAUCCAUUCAAUUUAUACGAAGAUACGGCUGAAGUGAGAGAUGGUAAACUUUUGAUUAGUCCAAAAACCCUGACUUCAAAGUACGGUAAUGAUUUUCUUAGAAGCUCCCUGUCCUUAAGUCAUAGUUGUACUGGAACAACGUAUGAAGAAUGUAAUUUCGAAGCAUUUGGACCUCAAAUUCUGCCGCCAAUUAUCACUGCUAAGAUAACAACUAAAAGGUCUUUUAGUUUUAAAUAUGGAAGGAUAGAAGUUAGAGCUAAAAUGCCGUUAGGAGAUUGGCUGAUACCUCUGAUACAACUGGAGCCACGUGACAACAUUUACGGGUCGAUGGACUACGAGUCAGGUUUGAUGCGUGUCGCUUGCGUGAAGGGCAACUUGGAGAUGUCUAGGAAACUGUACGGAGGUCCCAUCGUUACCAAAUCCGAGCCAUUGAGAAGUGAAUAUUUACGACAAAAACAAAGUAACCAACAAUGGAGCAAAUAUUUUCAUAAUUAUACAUUGGUAUGGACUCCAGAUAACAUUCUUUUGUAUGUUGAUGGAGAAAAUUAUGGAAGAAUAACGGCUGAAGCUCUUUCAACAAAACUGUAUAAUGGAGGUAGUAUGGCUCCACUGGAUGAAAUGUUUUAUAUAUCAAUAGGGAUGGAUGUUGGCGGUGUUAAUGAAUUUAAUGACUCCCCGACAAAGCCGUGGGAGAACUCUUCAAACAAAGCUACGCUGGAUUUCUGGAACUCUCGCAACACGUGGAUCCCAACAUGGACUUCUAAGAGUACAUUAAGUGUGGAUUAUGUACGCGUUUACGCUUUGUAGUACAAGUUUUAUUAUUACAGACAUUUUAGGGAUCACCUAUGAAUGGCUUUGAUCGUAUUUUUUAAAUGCCUUUAUUUGUUGUGAUAUUGUCUUAAAAGUCUCAAUAAAGUAGGUCGAAGGUUUUA
This is a messenger RNA of Papilio polytes (common Mormon), 1193 nucleotides long. Its product is annotated as beta-1,3-glucan-binding protein-like. Gene Ontology annotation, molecular function: hydrolase activity, hydrolyzing O-glycosyl compounds. NCBI's taxonomy places the organism in Eukaryota, Metazoa, Arthropoda, Insecta, Lepidoptera, Papilionidae. The annotation marks the transcript as partial. Gene Ontology annotation, biological process: carbohydrate metabolic process. The transcript is spliced from 8 exons. The record is from RefSeq and is a predicted model, not a curated record.